This is a messenger RNA of Cladophialophora yegresii CBS 114405, 1308 nucleotides long. RefSeq lists its product as uncharacterized. The record is from RefSeq and is a predicted model, not a curated record. The transcript has a single exon. NCBI's taxonomy places the organism in Eukaryota, Fungi, Ascomycota, Eurotiomycetes, Chaetothyriales, Herpotrichiellaceae. The coding region runs from base 1 to 1308 and encodes 435 amino acids.
AUGGCUCCUUCGUUCGACUUUAAGGGCGUCCGUUUCUCAGAUCCUCCCUCCUUGUCCAUACAAGGCCGCCACUCGAUAGCCACCGAUGUCCCACUGCUUCCUCCUAUACCGUCUGCGAGCCAGCUGCCCAAGCACACCUUCCAAAAAGCAACCUCGACUCCUGCUGUGGACAUCACUGCAUACAUGGAACAGUGUAGGCUGCUCAAUACGCAGCUGAGGCAAUCCCACGACAGCGAGCGGAAAACAUGGGAAAUCGAAAGAUCCGCACUCAAGGCUCGCAUAGCAGAAUUGGAACAAAAACUCAGCAGGAGUCGAGAGCCCAAGAGACGGUCGAGCAAUGAUUCUUCCACAGCCAGUCUUCACUCCUUCAGAUCGAAUUCCCUGCCUGUUGCAGUUAAUGGCAAGCCCCGCCAGCGCAUCUCCCCCGAACCGACCAUCACAGAGCCACCUGUUUGGAAAGGACCGGAAAUAACCCCCCCAGUGACAAGAGUCUUCAGCCACGACGACGAAGUCAACCAUCUGCCAAGCAUUUCGGAAGACGAUGCACUGCCAGCUCUAUCCAAGGAGACGUCCCCAUCGUCAGCUGCCCUAGAGAGUGUCCCAGUCCCAAUUGAACAGGUUGAUAAGACACUCGACGGCAUCACGCUCAAGUCGACCGCAUUGACCUCUUCCUUUGAUAAGGAAAUCACCAGUCCACAGUUCGCUAGUCCCACACGGUCUCCAUCACCAAUGCCUAGACAAGAAGAUACUAUGAGGUUCGACGUCGGCGCUCUGUUGUCCCCCCUAGAUGACAAACUGAAGCGAUAUGCUGGCCAUACACCCAUGGCUUUCGAUGGCACCCUGUCCUCCGACUCUGUGAGUGCGGUGUUGACACCGAAGCAGGAGAAGCCUUUUGCUCCUGCUCCGACGACGCGUCCACCCCUCCGGCCAUCCGAGAACUCCGACUCAUAUUUUUCCUUCUCCUCUGCUAGGGAUGACAGCAGGAAGGAGAACCAUCAAGAGGAGCCAGAACCGGUCUACGAAGCGCAUGAUGACCCUGCCUUGCAGGGACCCCUGAUGCUCGACCCCAAUGCCAAGACCGUUGAAUCGGCCAAUUUCCUUAACUCGCUUGACGCUAGGCUCAUCGAAGAGAAAAGGCAGCAGGAGAGAGCAGAGUCGAAGCUGGCUGGCGCCCACGACGAGCCCAAAGCAAACGAUCAACCGGCAGAAUCGUCUGCUAAUGACGACGAGAUGCCCAGGUUGAGAAUGAAGAACAGCAUGAACUUUGGCAGUGCGUGGGGUGGUCAUGACCCUGGCCGCAUGCUAUAG